This is a messenger RNA of Zalophus californianus (California sea lion), 4041 nucleotides long. RefSeq names its product zinc finger protein 804B (gene ZNF804B). The record is from RefSeq and is a predicted model, not a curated record. Gene Ontology annotation, cellular component: nucleus. NCBI's taxonomy places the organism in Eukaryota, Metazoa, Chordata, Mammalia, Carnivora, Otariidae. Bases 1 to 4041 code for a protein of 1346 amino acids. The transcript is spliced from 4 exons.
AUGGCUUGUUACCUGGUCAUCAGUUCGAGACAUCUCAGCAAUGGGCACUACCGGGGCAUUAAAGGAGUCUUCAGAGGGCCCCUCUGCAAGAACGGAUCUCCCUCUCCGGAUUUUCCAGAAAAGGAGAAGUCCACAGCAAAGGCCCUGGAAGAUGUAAAGGCAAACUUUUACUGUGAAUUAUGUGACAAGCAGUAUCACAAGCACCAGGAGUUUGACAAUCAUAUUAAUUCUUACGAUCACGCUCAUAAGCAGAGACUGAAGGAAUUAAAGCAACGGGAAUUUGCUCGAAACGUAGCUUCCAAGUCAUGGAAAGAUGAGAAGAAACAAGAAAAAGCACUUAAACGGCUUCAUCAGCUGGCCGAGUUAAGACAACAGUCUGAAUGUGUUUCUGGAAAUGGACCAGCAUACAAAACUCCCAGGGUAGCCAUAGAAAAGCAACUUCAGCAAGGAAUUUUCCCAGUUAAGAAUGGCAGAAAAGUAUCGUGCAUGAAGAGCGCUCUUCUCCUUAAAGGAAAGAAUCUGCCCAGAAGCAUUUCCGAUAAACAGCGGUCCACCAUGCAAAACCGACACCAGUUACAAAUGGACAGACGUUAUUUGUUUGGAAAUCGGGUACCACAAGCCUCUUCGGAUCUCAGCAAUGCAAACCACAGGACAGGAGUAUCAUUUUCUUUUUCCAAAAAAGUGCAUCUGAAAUUAGAAUCUUCAGCCUCUGUUUUCAGUGAGAACACAGAGGAAACCCACGAUUGUAGCAAGUCACCCAUCUAUAAAGCAAAACAAACUGCGGAGAAAUGCAAGUGCCGCAGGUUUGCAAAUGAGGAUACACAUCUCACUAAGGAAAAAGAUAUAAACAUCACCCCAAGCCAUCUGGAAAGUGUCUUGCACAAUACCUUCUCUAUAAGCUCUCAAAUCUUGCAAGACAAAGAUGACUCUAUUGAUGAAACACUAGAAGAUUCGACUGGCAUUCAUGCUUCAUUCUCUAAAUCUGAUAUUCAUCUUUCAGAUGUGGAUUUUACUCCUUGCAGCAGAGAAAAAGAAACUAGAAGUACAGUGAAGAACACUUCAGAAAACUGCAUUCAUCACUCCUGCCAAGCAAAUCCUUCCUCCAGCCCACCAAAUAUUUACAAGCACAGUGAUGCCAGGAUAUUUGAAUGUCUGGAUGAGUUUCCAUCACUGGAGCCAAGAAAGCAAAACACUACAGUGCAUCUGAAUCCCAAUUCCAGAAUGGAGAAGAGAGAAGACUCUUUAGAUGAAACAGAAAGAGUUAGCAGAAAUGUACAGAGGCUUGUAAGAGAUGCAUGUCCCCAUGAUGUGAAGUCGAAACCAUUGCCUUUUCUCCACGUACAAAGUAAGGAUGGCCACACCACCCUCCAGUGGCCUACGGAACUUCUGCUCUUCACGAAAACAGAGCCCUGCAUCUCUUAUGGAUGCAACCCAUUGUAUUUUGAUUUUAAGCUUUCUCGGAAUGCAAAGAGUGACCACGAUUCAGAGGGCCUAAAAACAGAAUUGAUGAAGGAGCCCUCAGAAAUGAAGACAACAAUAGAGAGCCAAGUCUCAGGUUUAAUUGAAGACCAACAAAAAUUGAUCCAAGAAGAUGAUCAAUCUCUGAAACCAAAGAUGAUGAUAGCUAAUCCAGAUUGGGAAAAUUUCCAGAGAAAAUCUAAUUUGGGCUACAAUGAUUCUGAGCCAAAUAUGAGUCAACAUAAUUUUAGUGCAAGUGAUUUGGAAAUGAAAAAUCCUGAAGUGCCUGCUUACCUUGAUAUCCCUCUAAAGAAUUGUGUAGAAAACAACAAUAAUAGUGAUAAUGAACUUAAGGAAUCUUCAAGGGCCCAUUGGCAAAGCUGCCAGAGGGUCAUCCUAAAUGAUGCAAAUGAGAGCCUAGCUUUUUCUCCUUGCAUCUCGAGGACUAAGAAACCAAAACUGAUUCCUUGUGAUCCUCAUUCAGAUUUUGAAGAUGGAAAUCAGUUCACCUGGAAUUCGAGUCCUUACCCAGUAAGGGGUCACAGUGAUCACGGGAAGGACGUCAGUGUAAUUUUGAAUAGUAACCACAUCAGCAUGGCCAGCGGGGCUUCCGGAUGUAGAAACAAGAGAGAUUCUCCAAACUUGUCUCUGAAUAGACUUUCUAGCCCUUCAGACACGUGCUCUGGCAGUACAUCCAGCCUGAGAAGUACUUGUUCAAGUGCUCAGUCCGGGAGUGAUGGCAGAGGUGAUUUGCUCUUCUUUUGUAAAAGAGAACACAGUUCCAUUGAAAGGCACAAAGGGAGACAGCAAACACACAACUGCCCCUGCCCGUCUGAGGAGAUGGUCAAGGGUACCUGCCCGCCAUCUGAAAUACCGAGAGAUCAGAACUGCAGAUCGUGGGAAUCGGCUAAGAAUGAAAAACACUCCACUCAUAGAUACGGCCGCUGCAGACAAAGAUCUAAACUGGGCAAACAUCAACAGCAGUUUUCAGGGGCCAAAUCCAGGAGAAUCCCCCACUAUGAUUCUAGCUCACAGGUGUCCUGUCCCGGGAACAAUGAAAAGCCACCAAACUGCCAGGGACCUCGGCACCGCAGAUGGGGCUCUUACUCAGGAGGGAGUAUUUAUUGCUUAAAUAAAAGUGCAAGAAGUCAAGAGUCUUUGGACAGCCCUCAUAUCUGUGACCUGGGAAAAGGAAAAUCCAUGCAGUAUAACUCUGGGAACAUCAGCUGCCUUCUGAGGAACUGUUCCAGCAGCCCUUCUGAAACCACGGAGUUGACAGAAGGAGAGAGGACUCCCCUGACAGCCAAACGUCUUUUAGAAAGAGUGCAAGCCAAGAGGUGUCAGGAACAAUCAACCAAUUUUGAGGUCUCUUCAAAGAACCGUAAAAAUGAAUCAGAGGCUCAUUCACAAAUUCAAUGCACAAUUCAGUUCACACCACUGGGCUGUCACCGACAAACAUUGCCCUUGUCUGAAAAAACACAGAACACAAGUAAGAAAGGGAAUGAUCAAGGCGGUGCGAUUCAAAGGACUCUAGAGAAAGACCAAGUCAAAAGUUCACAGACAAAUAAUGUCACCGUUUUAGGAGAUCCUGAUUGUGAUAACCAUCUUUCUAAGGGUCUAAUUCAUGUGGUAGUGGAUUCUCAGUCACCAAACAUGAAAAAGAACCCAACAACAAAAGAACAAGUAAAACCUGUAAUUAGCGAAGUCCAACAUUUUACUCAAAGCCGUGACCCAGUACCAAAUGAUUUCCCUGGUGCUUUUUCAUCUAACAGAUACACCGGUGUUACUGAUUCAACAGAGACCAAAGAGUACCAAAUAAAUCUAGACUUGCGGGAUGUGAGCAUGCCUAUGAAUCACGGAGAGGGGGAUAUAAACUCUUACUCUGACAGAACGAUGCAUAAGCAUGACAAAGUAGAAGAUGAAUCAGAAGUGUGCCAUAAAUCAAGCUCGCCCCCUUUAAUUCAACAGCCAAUCACAUUUUCUCCAGAAGAAAUGGAUAAAUACAAGCUCCUACAGCUACAAGCCCAGCAGCACAUGCAGAAACAGCUCCUACCGAAGCAUCUUCGAGUUUUGCCUGCUUCGGGGCCGGCUGCCUUCUCCCCGGCCUCGGCCAUGCAGACGGUCCCGGUUCACCAGCACACAUCAAUCACCACCAUCCACCACACGUUCCUGCAGCAUUUUGCUGUUUCCGCUUCCUUAAAUUCCCAUGGCAGUCCCCUCCCUGUAGCUCAUCUGCAUCCUCUUUCCCAGCCACAUUUUACUCCAUUCACGUUUUCCCCUCUGACUCCCACCAUCCUGCCGGCGCACCCCACUUUCUUAGCGGGCCAUCCCCUGCAUUUGGUCACCGCUGCCCCCUUCCACCCACCUCACAUCACACUUCAGCCCCUGCCCUCCGCGACAUUGAUCCCCGCAUUGUUUGGCCCUCACUUAAACCCAGCCACAGCUUCUAUCAUCCACUUGAACCCUUUAAUUCAACCGGUGUUUCAAGGUCAAGAUCUUUGCCAUCAUUCUUGCUCCAGUCAGAUGCAACCGUUAAACGGAGUGAAAGAGGCCUUAAAUGUAUCAUCAGCGCACUUGAACUAA